Chara braunii is the source of this 1668-nucleotide messenger RNA. Lineage: Eukaryota; Viridiplantae; Streptophyta; Charophyceae; Charales; Characeae. The record is from the annotation of a GenBank genome assembly.
UCUAUGACGAUAAAAGCCAGCAACGAGGGGAAAGGAAAGCAAUUCAGCUCAUCUAGCUCACAGAAGGGAUACGAGGAAGAUCGUCUGCUUGCGACGAUGGACAUGUAGACAGGAAGAGCCCGAGCAGAGACGAGAGAUGACGAGAGGAAAGUGGUGAAGAUAGUCGUGCACCUCGGCUGAGACACGGUCGUCGUCGACUAGCUUCUCUAGCUCCGCUCCGGCGCGCGCGCGUCGAGGAGGACCGACACAGCUUCGCGUCAUGUGGACCCGUGUACGGGGAGAGGAAAGGUCGCAACGUGUGCUAGAAAUCCGGAUGCGAAGAUUCGGUACUUCACCUACGCCAGGCGUGAUAUCUUCCUGCCCCAACCCCCUCCCCCUAAUGCCCUUCUCCAUAGUAUGAAGCCGACGACCGGCAACCGUUUCCCAACUAGACGAAGGAAGACGAUGACGUUCUAUCCGCCGGCCGACACGUUGGUUUGCAGCCAUACAUUAGCGUCGGAUCACAUGAAUCGACGGUCCGCACGCCGUCAUUUCGGCAGUUGGGCGAGAGCAUCCUAAUAAGAAGCGAGAAAGCAGAAAGACACAACGACAGGGUAGGGAAAGGGGAUGGGACACUCAACUCACCAGGGAGGUGUCGAGGGAUGCGACAGGGCAGCGGAGGGAAGCACGAUCCCUGAUCAGAUCGUUGUGUACGCAUUGUAUAGGUGGACAUUGGGGGAGACAUACGAUAGCAACACGUGUAACUUCGGUAUCGGCAGAGCAUCAGGUUUGAUGGCGGUGCGGGACGUGACUGCGAUGUUGCUGACGGUCUACCGUGAGAAGAUAUCAUGGUCGAUGGGGGUGCGCAAGUCGGUUGUCCUUUGUGCUUUCGUUGGCAAGGGGUUCCCCAGUUGCCAUGGAUGCAUCGGUUGCACGCAUAUCUACAUCGACAAGUCAGGAAACGCCCCUGGCGAGGACUACUAUGAUCGGAAACGGCGUUUCUCGAUCAUUACGCAGGGUAUCGCCGAUCUCAACUUGCAUGUGUUGGAGGUCUUUGUCGACUAUCCUGGAAGUUGUCACGGCGUGAGGAUCAUCCAUCAAUCGAGUAUAUGGGCGAGUGCAGAGGCUGGGGAACGUUUCACGGGACUGCCUGUGAUGCUGUCAUUCGACGUCCACACGAACAACUACCUGCUGAGUGACAAUGAUUACCCACCCUCCGAAUGGAUAGUUGUUCCCUAUGGCUGCACUACUCAUAACCCAUCGGAGAUGCGGUUCGACAACAACCAGAAGACCACAAGGGGGGCAGUUGAGAGGGUCUUCGACAGACUGAAGGAGAUGUGGAGGUUGUUCCUGCGUUCGCACAAGACGAACAUGGAGACAUUGCUGCAACAGUUUUUUGUUGUCUUCAUUCUCCACAACCUAUUCAUCGAUGCUGGCAUCCCGUUUGAUAACAAUAUGUUGUGGGAGGUGGAUGCGAACGGAGUGUGCCAUCAUGUGCAUCUCGGAAUCCAACGUUCUUUGAGGCCGGUGUGCAUGGAGACUUCGACAGGAGAUGCACUGAUUCUGAAGGACGCACUGGCGGAGAGAAUGAGUGGUCUCUCACGACGAUCGACAGGGGAGUGAUCGUGACGGCGGACCAGAGGUGAAGUUUGUUCACCCAAUCUGUUUUGAUAGUGUCGUAUGUUAAUC